AUGCCAGUAAAGAACGAUAAGGGCUUCAUUACUGGGGAUGUAGAUGCCGCUGCUUUUGUAGCCCCUGCCACGAUACUUUACGUGCUUACCAAGCCUUAUUACGGGGGUUAUGACAAAGUGAAAGGCCAAUGGCUUUACGACGUGGUUUGCAACACACCGGAACGGCUUUUAUUCCACGAGCUUGGCCAUGGGUGGUCUGCAUUUGGUGAAUUCACAACCGCUGACUAUAAUUAUGGAUGGAAUGACGUUGUCCUGCGUGCUCAAACACAGGCGGUCAACAAUAAUGUCAACGACUAUCUGCCGCUUAAGAACGCUGAUACUUUUGCACUCUGGGCCGGUGGUGAGUACUAA
Penicillium hordei is the source of this 351-nucleotide messenger RNA. RefSeq lists its product as uncharacterized. Bases 1 to 351 code for a protein of 116 amino acids. The record is from RefSeq and is a predicted model, not a curated record. Gene Ontology annotation, molecular function: metallopeptidase activity. The transcript has 4 exons. Lineage: Eukaryota; Fungi; Ascomycota; Eurotiomycetes; Eurotiales; Aspergillaceae.